AUGUCCCGUCUGCAUACAUCAACGAAAGAGCAUUUUAAUACAAAUGCAUAUUUAGAUUCGUUAAUCAGUUUAAAUAAAUAUAAUGAUGUUUUUCUAUAUAGCAAUUAUUCAAAUGGAUAUAACAUUCCACAUAUUCUGAAAAUAUAUGCAAAUGAACUACAAAGUUCAUGCGAUGCAUACAAAAGUGACUCUUCUCAUAUAAGAAGUGAAAAUUUGCUACAUCGAAAAACAGAACAAAUUAGCGAUAAUACAUAUUUAAAUAGUAUAUUGCAUUCAAGUGAUGUAAUUAGCUCACAAAAUGAAAAUAAAAUACUUCAUAGUGAUGAAAAUUUUUCUUAUAAUCCUUAUAGAAGUAAAAAUAAUUGCACUACCGAAAAUCAAGACUAUUCUUCUAGUUUAAAUUCAAUAAUAUUAGCAAAAAAUUAUUCCAUAAAGUCUUCCUGCACUGAAGAAAAAAAGGACUUAAAUAAUAUAGAACCAAAUUCUACAUAUGGCAAUGAAAGAUAUAAUUCGAUAAAUGGUGAAAAUAAUGAUGAUAAAAAUGUUGAGAUUGUAAAUAUCAAAUGUCAUAACCAUCAAAAUUACGGAAAUGAUAAGAAGAAUUAUAGCGAAUUUAGUGAUAUUGCAAAAAGUAAAAAUGGGGAAUUAGAUAAUUUUUAUAGUAAUUUUUCUUCAUGUAUAGUAGAAAAUUCUUUAAAUUAUCCUAAUAAAAACUAUUCAAAAAAUAAUUAUGAUUUACACGAAAAAAACAAGGCAUAUAUUGACGAAAGUUCUUGUGACAAAAGUUGUUAUCUGUCUGAUAUUGAUAAGGAUAACAUUUAUAAUAAUUAUCAAUUGAAUUAUUCUACAGAAACAUCUGAAAGAAGCAAUAAAGGAAUUUUAGAUGGAAAAUUUAUAAAUUCUGAAAUUUUAAAUAAUUUUUCUCUAGGUGGAUAUAGAAAUAAUAAUGAAUACUAUUCAGAUGAUAUAAUCAAAAUAGAAAGUGAACUUGAUGAAUACUCUGAGUUAAAAAGUAUAAAUGAUUCUUUUAAAAAAGAAAUGGAAUGUGAUGUUAAAUCAAAAAAAAAUGAUAUACUACAAUUAGAAAAAUAUGAUUCUAAUAAAUUUUUCAGUUUAAACAGAAAAGUUGAAAAAAGAAAUAAAAAAAAAAAUAAUAUAAUUUUUAAUGAAAAAAAAAAAAGCUACUCUCUAGAGGACAUGAUAAGUGGUAAAGUAGAAAUUCCAAGUACUAUAUUUAUGAAAUUACCAUUUAAUUCAAAAGGAGAUAACAUAAUAGAUUCAUAUAGAAAAAAUAAUAAAUUAUUAAAUUUUAUGAAAGACUGUAAUGAUUCUGUUAACCUCAUUCUAAAAUAUCCACAAAUCGAAAAAAACAAAAACAAAGAAUUAAAAAUUCCACCAAAAAUUGCCCCAUUAAUUAGUGACAAUAUAGGUUUACCUAUAAAAUAUGAUGAUGAAUUUGAUAGAAGAAAUUAUCAUCCAAACGUUCAAAAUUUACAUAUGGGAAAAAUAUUUGAAAAACAUGUUUUCAGCAUAUUAAAAAAUAAAAAAGAUUUAGGAAAAAAAAUAUUUAGUAAAAGUAAUAAAUUUAAAAAAUACAAAUAUGAUAAUAAUGAAGGUUUUUGGAUAAGUAAUAUUGAUAAAAAGCGUUUAAUAAACCCAGAAAAAAAUGAUAGUUAUAUCACAGAGCUCGUUUAUGAAAAAAAUAAUGUGUACGAUGAAGAAAUGAUCUUUAGAAGUUGUAAAAACUAUGAAGUUAUACCAACUAUAAAUGAUUUACACAAAGAUAAUAAUUUUUAUCUUUUUUUAAGAAAAGAAAAAAUAUACGCUAGUGAUUUAAAGCCGAACAUUACAACUAUAAUGAGGAGAUAUGACAUUGAUAAAGUUUUAGAUUAUAAAUAUGUUGAAUCAUGCAAAGGAAUUAUACCUGUAUAUGAGUAA
Molecule: messenger RNA, 1938 nt
Organism: Plasmodium gallinaceum
Lineage: Eukaryota; Apicomplexa; Aconoidasida; Haemosporida; Plasmodiidae
Product: conserved Plasmodium protein, unknown function
Exons: 1
Coding region: 1-1938 (645 amino acids)
Source: RefSeq, a predicted model, not a curated record